Messenger RNA from Colletotrichum costaricense, 363 nucleotides. RefSeq lists its product as uncharacterized. NCBI's taxonomy places the organism in Eukaryota, Fungi, Ascomycota, Sordariomycetes, Glomerellales, Glomerellaceae. The coding region runs from base 1 to 363 and encodes 120 amino acids. The record is from RefSeq and is a predicted model, not a curated record. The transcript is spliced from 3 exons.
AUGGACCAGGGGUCGGUGGAGGCCGAUUGGGGACAGCCGGGGCCAUCUCUUGGACGGCGAUCUGGCGAUGAGGCUCCUUUUGAGUUUGAUAUUGGACAUAGCGGAAUGGCAGAGGCAAAUACCGAAGGGAGAAAUUCUAGCACGAUGGCCGAUGUGCUCGAGCGCAUCCUCCAGCUUGAGUCGGAUCGAGACUUGGGCAGCAUUGUCAAUCGCAUUCGUUGCGUUGCCUCCACCAAGACCGUUGCAGAGAACGAGGCCCGUCCUACUCGAGUCUCGGCCCAGUUCCCGAAACAGAUCGAGCCGUACGCUACCAUGGACCAUGAGCCGCAUGGCACGCCGCCCCGUCUCUCCGGAACGGGAUGA